CUUCUCUUUGUUUGUGCUAAUGAAGCUGAGCAGCUAGGUACAUCUACAGACAGAUCUCGGCAUUCACUGGUGUUUCAACAAUGGGUCAUUGGUCAUUCGUUGCUUUGAUAUUGGGCUGCUGCCUGUCAGUGGUCUUAUCUGAUAAUCAAAGUCAGCAAAGCAACGCUAUCAGACUGCCAGGAUCACAGCCAUCCAGUAAAUCAACAAGACCCCCGUUUUAUGAUAAGGCUCGACGAGCAAGGUAUAUUGUACAUAAGGCCAACUGGACUGUCAUAGCCACAUUCUCCACCAAGCCUGAGCUCGUGGGACGCUCCUUCCCAGCUCCUGCAUCCAUCUCGGACGGUCCCGUCGGCAAGAGCUCCGGGACUCCAUACUUCUACCUGGCAGAGAUCGACAGUAUCAUGCAUGAUGUUGCUAAGAACCCCAAUGUGACGUUGAGUUUCAGUGAAGCUGCAUUCGGUGAUAUCGCAGAGUGUGCUGUAACGUCUACCUCAGAUCCCGAGAGCCCUCUUUGUGCAAGGUUGAUGCUCUUUGGUCAACUGGUUCAUGUCACCGACCCCAAGGAAACGAGCUUCGCAAAGGAGGCGCUCUUCUCUCGUCAUCCUCUCAUGCCCACCUGGCCAAAAGAUCACGACUUUGGUUUCAAGAAACUGAUCGUCACCGAUGUCUGGAUCUUAGACUUCUACGGCGGUGGAUCAUCUGUCUCUGUUGAUGACUACUAUAAUGCUCUUCCUUGAUCCUGGUUUGAUAUCAAAGAGUUGCCUUCAUCACUGGGUCCUCUAAUAGGGGUUCAUCAAUUUUUUUUUUUUCAUUUUUUCUUUGCUUGUUUGUUUAUGUCAACCCCUUCCAAGAACACUCAAAAGAUCGAAACCUCAGAGAUUUUUCUUUUCAUUUUUAAAAUUGCAUUUAUUCAUGUUUUGUUCAUUUAAAGGUCCAAGUCCACCCCAGAAAAAAUGUUGAUUUGAAUAAAUAGAGAAAAAUAUAACUAGCAUAAUGCUGAAAGUUUCAUCAAAAUUAAGUGUAAAAUAAGAGAGUUAUGACUUUUUAAAGUUUCGCCUAUUUUUCACAAAGCAGUGGUUUAUGCACAAUUCGGUGACAUGCAAUGAGACAGUUGAUGGUGUCCUUCACUCACUAUUUCUUUUGUUUUUUUAUUGUUUGAAUUAUACAAUAUUUCAUUUUUUUAAUCAUAUUUCAUAUACUAGUAACAAAUUACAAAAGAAAUAAUGAGUCGAUGACGUCAUCAGUCUCCUCAUUUGCAUACUGACCAGGAUGUGCAUAUAUCUGUUUUGUGAAAUUAAGCAAAAAUAUAAAACGUCAUAACUUUCUUAUUUUACAACUAAAUUUGAUGAAAUUGUCAGUGUUGUGCUUGUUGGAUUUUUCCUCUUUUUAUUCAAAUAAACUUUGUGUUGGGGUGGACGUGUCCUUUAAUAUAUUUCAUUCGGUUAUCCAUUUUCUUCGUUGUUAUAUGUAUUUUUUUGGGGGGGGUUGUGGGUUUUCUUAAACUGAAAAUUUCAGCAAUUGAAUUCAUGGUCAUGGUCAUAUAAAAAUCCUGUGAAUAUAAUGAUGUGAUGAUAGUUUGUUACCCGUUCAUGUAACUUUCUGUUACUUGGGCGGUAAUUAUUAAAUUUUUUGGUGAGCAUGAUUCUGGUCCUGUUGAACAAAAGUAACUUUUAUGGUAACUUUGUCAUUCUAGCAACUACCCUCAAAACAUUGACUUGGCUGAUGUGACCUGUUGCCAUGGCAAUUAACAUAAUGGCAGAGCUGCCGAAGUAAGUUUGAAUUUGACCGAACCAUUAUCAUUUUAGCAUUCUGUCUUUCUGGUUUUCUACGCCCCCUUGCUUUAUUCGUUUCUAAUGAUUUAAAGAUAUUGGCGAUAUUUUUGUUGAUAAUGAUUGAAAACAUUGAUAGUAGGUCUUGUGUAAUAAGCUUGUGUAUGGAAUCAUUAGUCUUGAUACUUUUGAUGAAACUUAACCUUUUGAUGAAACUUAAACCCUUUGAUGAAACAACUAAAGAUUUUUUCUAAAUUAUAAUGGCUAUUUGAUCACUCAAAAGGGAUUGUUAUGGAGUACACUGUUUUCCUUCUUUUGUUUGAAUAUACUUUUAGUGUGAAAUGCUGAAAAAAAAUCAGCUGAUAAUUCUUAUUACCGUUCUGGUAGGUAUGUAUUGGACAACAUUAUCAAGUUUUGGACUACAUGAUCAAGUAUAGUAUUGUGGGUAUAAGGGGAUGGAAUGAAUUAUGACUGAACUGUAUGCUUAUUCAAGAUAAUUGUGUAAUGCCUUUAAAGGGGAAUCCAGCCUUGGCCAUAAAAUGUUGUGUUGGGAAGGAGAAAAAUAAAUCAAACAGAAUGGUGAAAGUUUGAAAGAAAUCGGACAAGCAAUAAGAAGUUAUAGCUGCUUUAAAAUUGAGAUCACUUAUACUAUGUAGAUUUCAAAUUGGCAACUGGGUAAGUAAAUUAUGACAAGGGGCAAGGACAACUUUCCCAUAGGCCAUGAACUUUAUUAUCAGGGAUUUGUGGUUUUCUCCUACAUGUAAGUACCCAUCCCCCUGGGGAAGUAAUCUAAAUAUAACCCAGGUAGUAUAUUGGUUUAUGUCCUCAUGAAAGAAAAAUAUAAUUUGAAAUAAAACUUUUGGGAAAAAUGACACUUAAGCCAAAAUAUGUAUUGGAGUACAUGGAAGAGUAGUCCUUGCCUUACAUCACUAUGACAUCCCAUAUGCGGCCAAUUCGAAGUAUCCAUCGGUAUAGUGAUUACCAAUAUUUACAACUUUUAAAAAUUCAUUUCUUUCUUGUUGUUUGUCCAAUGUUGUACAAACUUUCACCUAUCAACUUGUCUGAUUUUUCUUUUCCUUAUAAAAACAAGUUUUUAUUUGGGUUGGAUUCCCCUUUAAAGUUGGAUUUUUCUUUUUGUACACAGGAUUUGUGUAUAAAAAAUAUUGUAGGGGAUAUCAAAACUAUUGAAUAUUGAUUUUUUACAUCAGUAAUAUUGAUUUAGGCUAUGAGAAUUAUUGAACGCAUGUUUGUGUCACGAGAAAUAUUGUACCCAGGAUUUGUGCUGUAAUGAGUCAAUGGAGUGUGUGAAAAUCGUGUCAGCAUAUGAUGCAGACAUAAUGUCAAUGUUAUUGUUAAUCACUGUGAUCUAAUAUAUCAAUGUACUUAUUAGUAUUUUAAUUUGCUCGGAUGUACAUAUUAUACAUGUAGCUUCAUCGGAUAUUUUUUUUUUUUUUUAAUGACUAACUUUGGGGUGUGAAUGCCAUGAAUUGCCAGUUGAUAUAGCCAUUGGCAUUAUCUUACUUAUAAUAAUUUUAAGGCUCAUGUUUGAUGAGACAAUCAAAUUAAAGUCAUUAAGUCAAUGAUAUACAAUGCAAAAAAAAGACAGUUGAGGUUUUCUGCAGGCACAGACCUCUGGUUUUGGCAAUUUGCACAGUGCAUUAUGCAGAGUCUGAAGUAGAGAGACUACAUUGAAUUCACUAUGUACUGUGGCUGCCUCUACCAGACAGAGAGUUUGGCAUCUAAGUCUCCCUUCACUUACCGUGUGAGCAAAAAAAACUUGACACCUCACAAAUCCCCAAUUUAGGGAAAAAAUAUAACGAGCACAUGAUCAUUAUAUAUGGCUGGAAAGAAUAUCAUCUGAGCAACUUGAUACCAUAUUUAUGUGGUAUGUGUAUGUCUUCAUGCUUGGAUAAUUAGUAGGUAUUUUUUGCAGUGAUUUAAAUUUUGACUUGCAUCAAAGUAAGGCAUGACUUCUGGGGACCGUUUCAUCAACAUUUUUGUCUGACAAGUUGUCAGAUCUGACAUCUUUCCUUGAUUCUGAUUGGCUGAGAGGCACUGUUACUAUAGUAACUGUCGGAUAAAAUGGGACUUGUCGGAUAAAACGUCCGACAAGUCCUUUCAUGAAACGCUCCCCAGAUGUCAAUAUCAUAAUACUACAAAGGUCGCAUUAAAAUCUAUUGCAAAAACCUUUUUAAUGAUUAACAUUAGAAUUGUUUAAUACCAGUAAACACUUAAUUUCAUUCAUAAGGGGUUUGCAAAUAUGUUUACCAACUCAUGUAGGAUUAUCACAUCAUUUGCAUCUGGAUUCAUUCAUUGCAGGCAUGCCUUACUUUGGCGCAAAUCAAACUUUAAAAAUCCUGGUAAAAAAUACCUCCUGAUUUACAUCCAAGCGUCAACACAUACCACAUAAAUAGGGUAUCAAAUUAUUAAGGAGAAAUUACUCUGAGGCGAUAUAUAGUUAUGUAUUCAUGAAAUAUUAUUUCCUUAAAUUUGGGAUUUGUGAUGAGUCAAGUUUUUUUUAACCCACACAUUAGACAUGGGCAAUCCCAUUAAAUAUGUACGUCCGACCCCCUAUAUGUGGGACCUUCAUGAAAUUAUCUGUCUCUGAUUUCUUGUUCUUUUGAUAGUCUGUAAUGUUCUCAAAGGACCAUGACCAGUUUAUGAAGUGAAGUAAUAAUUGAGAAAAAUGGGGGUCAAACGUACAAAAAGGUUGAUUAUUUUAUGGAAUUGCCCAUAAUUAAAUAGGAGUCUGUGCUUGCAGAUUUAGGAGAUGACGUUCGUCACCUGGCUAAGUAAACUCUAAAUCUAGAUGCAAAGUAUGGAAUGGUGAAUUUGUAACUCAACUUUUGACUUUAUGGAAUAUAAUUUGUGUGAAUAGACAUGGCAUGUCUUGAUUCCAGUGUAAAUAUCGCUGACCUGUGUUGCGUCAUGUAUGAACAAGGCUUUGAUUAUCAUGUUUUGGUGUAGAUUGGACCAUGGGGGGGGGGGGGGGUUUCCUUUUUUUUUCGCUACAACCACUAUUUCAUUUCAUUCUUACAAUUCAUUCCUCCUCACCUCCUCUUUCCUAUGCCCAUUUUGCCGGCCUUCAAGAGAUAACUUCUAGAGAUAACUAAAUUCUGAUUUGUUCAUUAUUCAAUAGAUUUUUAAAUUCUUUUUAAUUAGAGAAAAGUGAAGAAAAAAAACAUCACCUUUGCUCUCUCUCUCUUUCUUUAAAAUUCACUAUCCCAGUUUUGACUCUCCAUGUUAUAUGCAACCUUCUCUCUUCUUCCAUCUCUCUCUCUCUCCCUCACUCUCUAUCUCUCACUCUGUCCCUUGUAUUCUGUUUCUCUCUACAUUCCUAUCUUUUCUUACAUGUACCUUCUGUCGCUUACUCACCCUUUCAAAAUGAAGUAUCUGCCUUUUUUUCUAUCUCUCUUGAUAUAAACCUACUCUCAAGCAUGGAAUAGGCCAAGCAUUUCAGAAUACAAGCUUUCUGAAUAGAUGAAGUUCAAUUCACAUUAUUGUCCCUUUUACCAAAGUUUUAAUUGGGUUUUUUUUAACUAAACAGUGCUAUCAAGAUUUGUUUUGCUUCAUAUAAAAAUGUGUAAGAUUGUAUACAUGUAUUGAUGUUGGUGUUAUGUGUGAUGUAUUGUGCUUUUGAGCUCUUGUAUUGAUGUACUCGAAUUAAGUUACGCUGAAAUCAUGUAAUCAAGAAUUUUUUUAUUUAAUAUAAUAAAUAUGAAUUGAUAAACCAA
Lytechinus pictus (painted urchin) is the source of this 5503-nucleotide messenger RNA. RefSeq names its product protein CREG1-like. The coding region runs from base 81 to 737 and encodes 218 amino acids. The transcript is spliced from 4 exons. Lineage: Eukaryota; Metazoa; Echinodermata; Echinoidea; Temnopleuroida; Toxopneustidae. The record is from RefSeq and is a predicted model, not a curated record.